GACUACACUUCCCAGGACCCCCUGCGCGACGAGCGCAGCCGCAGUUUCCAGUCAUGAGUGGGGACGCGGAAGCUGAGGUGCACGGCUGCGCGCAAUGGCCGCUUGGGGCGAGCGUCUGGCUGGCGUGCGCGGGGUGCUGCUCGACAUCUCGGGCGUGCUGUACGACAGCGGCGAGGGUGGCGGUGUGCCGAUCGCCGGCUCCGUGGAGGCGGUGGCGAGACUGAAGCAGUCCCGGCUGAAGGUGCGGUUCUGCACCAACGAGUCACAGAAGUCCCGGGGACACCUGGUGGGGCUGCUCCGGCAUCUGGGCUACGACAUCUCUGAGGGCGAGGUGACCGCCCCGGCCCCGGCCGCCUGCCUGAUCCUGAGGGAGCGAGGCCUUCGGCCACACCUGCUUGUCCACGACGGAGUCCGCUCAGAAUUUGCUCAGGUUGACACGUCCAACCCAAACUGUGUCGUAAUUGCAGAUGCAGGAGAAGAUUUUUCUUAUCAAAACAUGAAUAAAGCCUUCCAGGUGCUCAUGGAGCUGGAAAACCCUGUGCUCAUAUCACUGGGAAGAGGGCGCUACUACAAGGAGACCUCUGGCCUGAUGCUGGACGUUGGCGCCUACACGAAGGCGCUCGAGUACGCCUGUGGUAUCGAAGCCGAGGUGGUGGGGAAACCUUCUCCUGAGUUUUUCAAGUCUGCCCUGCAGCAGAUGGGGGUGGAGGCCCACCAGGCCGUCAUGAUUGGAGACGACAUCGUGGGUGACGUCGGCGGCGCCCAGCGGUGUGGAAUGCGAGCGCUGCAGGUGCGGACCGGGAAGUUCAGGCCCAGUGACGAGCGCCAUCCGGAGGUGAAGGCUGAUGGGUACGUGGACAACCUCGCAGAGGCUGUGGACCUGCUGCUGCAGCACGCGGACAAGUGACGGGCCUUCUGGGAGGCCCCCCGGCUUCUGCCACCCCGUCCCCGGUGCCCAGACCACCACGGUCCUGCCCUCUGUCCCCCACAGGCAGGAAAGAGGGCGCCAGCCAUAGCUGUGGCUGCCCUGCCCCCGGCCUGAGCUGGCCAGCCCCUUCCUGUCUCCCUCUGCUGGCCCCACCCCCAUGCCCCAGUCACGUGGCUCAGUCUCCCAGGAGGAGUUUGCUCCCUCCCCGAUGGCCUGCUCCCCAGUCCGCCCUGCCCUAGUGAAGUCAGGAGGGUGGGACAGGAGGGCCAGCGGUGCUCUGGGAUUGUCCCAAACCCAUGCCCUCUCCAUGAGCCCCCCUGGUCACACAGAUGCCCUACUAGCCAGACUCUGAGCAUUUCCCAUGGCCUCGUCAUCAAACACGCUUCAUGUCGUGUGAGGAGCCUGGAGGAGACAGGCCUCCCAUGCACAGUCCAUGCAGCCCCGAGCUGAGCCAGCUCCCUUGGGAACUGCCCAGCGCCCCGUCCCACCCCUAGCCCCCACCUGGAGUCAGCGCCCACGUAGCACUCUGCCCCCCACACCAACACCUUCCUGUCCCCAGAAGAAGUCACCUUUGGAGCCAAAAGCUGGGGCAUCCCCCAGGGGCACUUGGAAGACCACGUGCUGAAAAGCAAGAGUGUGACUCUCUGGGAUCAAGGUCGCAGGCGCGGAGGGCGCUCUCUGGAGCUGUAACUCGAGGGACUGGGGUGCGUCCUGCCCAGUGCGUGCGGGCGGAAACCAACAUUUAAACACACCGCCCUGACCUGCAGCCCACUCAGGCCUUACCCGCCGAGGCCCCGGGGCGGGGGUGUGGGCAGGUCCUGCCAUGUGCUUGAACUGCUGAACGACCGAGAGCCAGGCCCUGAUGCGCCAAACCUGCCCCAAACCCUUCAUUUAACAGAUGGGGGAACCGAGGCCCUCAAGAAACAGGGAGCCGCCCUAGGCCCUGAGAGGACAGGGUGGACAGGGCGGACAUCGACCUUCCCUCCGCAGCAGCCCCGAGGCCGGCGGCGGGAGCCGCAUGCUCCCCGAAUUCCCUCAGCCCAGUUCAGGUUUCAGGCAGUCAGCUGAACAGAUACCUGAAUUGCUCUGUCUCUCCCCAAAUCGAUCCUGGCAGACAACUUCUCAUAAAAGAAGUCCUGGGCCCUCCAAGACAGGAUUCACACUGAACAAGGGGCUGACGAUGCAGAGCACUGGGCUCUGUGUGGUCCCCAGGCCUCCGCGCCAGCCAGCCACCAUCAGACCGGGGUCCGGAGGGCUGGUGGUGGCUGCCUUGUCAUCAGGAUGCAGUGCGGCCGGGCCGGUGUCACAGGCCUGCAGGGGAGGGGGGUGUUGGGCCUAUUCACUGGGAAAUAUGCAAAACGCCCUCAUCACAGCUUGCAGGGGUCCAGAUGGUGGCUGUGCUCACGGGGCUGGGGGAGACUACGGGGGGGACCUGCCCCAGCUGAGUGGCUUCCUUUCCUCCCUCCCUUUCCGUGGCUGCCCGUGCCUGGUGUCCCCGGCAGGAGCCCACAGCCAGGCAGCGUCUCACUGGAGGACAGACGCUGGUGUUCUCUCCACGGACAGGUGGAGUCGCCUCUGGCAAGCUGCUGCCCAACAGUGGGGACAGCGAGGGUGUCGGGGGGACAGUGCCAGAGGGACACAGAUGCAGACCCUGCUUUGUCCGGGAAGAGAACACGGUGCCUCCUCCCCCAGCUGUGGGUUCAGUGUGGCCGGCAUCUCCCCUUCUGACGGAGGAGGAAACUGAGGCGAGGAGAGCGAGCAACUCGCCUGUGGGCUGACCGCUGGUCAGGGCAGAGCUGAGGCACGGAUCAAGGUCUGAUCCUGCAUCCAUGCCCCUUCUAGUUCCUUCCACAAUCCCAUGGAGGCGGCUUCUGGUGGCCUCAGUGUGGGAGGGCAUGUAACCCCUGAGCCUCAGCUACCCCUUUCCUUAGCAGGCAUGCACUGAGCCCUGUGGGGAACCGGGCCUUACCGGGUGCCCUGUCGCUUGGCUGGGGAUGGUCAGUGGCCCCUGUCUUGCUGCUACCGAGGUGACCGUGCUGCCCAGAAGCAGGAGGACCUCCCUCACCCGUGGCCUUCCAGCUGCCUGGCUCGGCCCUCUGCAGACCCUCCUUCCACGACCCCAAACAGGGCGGGCAGAGUUCUCGGGCCGGAGCUGGACAGAGCCACUGGCCACAGCGGGGCUGGAGCUCAGGGAUGACGCAGGGUGGGAGCGAGGCCGAGUCUGGCCCUCACGCCAGGUGGCUGCCCACCGCCGGGCCCACCGGCUCAGCGCUCCUCCUUCAGAUCAGGUCACCGAGGUCCUUCGAAGGCCCAGGAGGGCCACGUUCCUUCCCUCUGGUCCCACCCCUCAGGGGAGGGUCAGGGGGUCGCCAGGUGGGAAGGGCACAGAAGUGGGUGUGUGUGUGGGGGGAGGGGGUGCUCAUGGUUCUACACCCCCAAUGUUACUAUCCACGGCUCUGGUUUUCCCUCAGAAUUGACCCAGUUGAGAUAAUAAACAUUGGGCACCUGGUA
Molecule: messenger RNA, 3439 nt
Organism: Pteropus alecto (black flying fox)
Lineage: Eukaryota; Metazoa; Chordata; Mammalia; Chiroptera; Pteropodidae
Gene: LHPP
Product: phospholysine phosphohistidine inorganic pyrophosphate phosphatase
Exons: 7
Coding region: 95-907 (270 amino acids)
Biological process (GO): dephosphorylation
Cellular component (GO): cytosol
Molecular function (GO): phosphatase activity; inorganic diphosphate phosphatase activity
Source: RefSeq, a predicted model, not a curated record